Colletotrichum spaethianum is the source of this 1293-nucleotide messenger RNA. Its product is annotated as UPF0676 protein. NCBI's taxonomy places the organism in Eukaryota, Fungi, Ascomycota, Sordariomycetes, Glomerellales, Glomerellaceae. The transcript has a single exon. The record is from RefSeq and is a predicted model, not a curated record. Bases 1 to 1293 code for a protein of 430 amino acids.
AUGCAUUACAUCCGCCUCCUACGAGCCCCAAAGCUUACGUACGAGAAGGGCAGAAAGCACCCGUGGUCUCUUAAUGUCGUUCUCUCCGUCACCACGGAUCUCGGCGACUCCUUCCUGAACCCCGACGACAAUGAUCCCGUCAAACUCAAGGUCAGCGCAGGCUGGGAGCAGCCAAAGAAGCAACAAGCCGCCGAGUCCAUGAUCCUGGCUGCGGAAAAGACUCUGCGAUGGACACCCGGGAUGCGUGUCCUCAAGGCCGAUAUUCCUGCUCAGCACCUCACUGCCCCGUUCCUCCCGAACCCCGGCCCGGGCCCUUUGAGAGUUGUUGUUCGCGCGGACAAGGGCCAGUCGGCUGAGCUGGCGACCAGUGUUGCUUUCGCAGGAUUCGAAGACGAAUGUGGAAAGAUUAUGCCCGUAUGGGCCGAUGUUCAGACGCCAGAUAUCCAUGAGGCACCGACAACGUGCGUGAGGAGGCUUGCACACGGCGAUCGGCAAUCGGAGCCGUUCAUCGAGAUUGAGGAGGAUAUUGGAGAGAGUAUUGCGAGGCAUAUUUGGGAUGCUGGGUUGAUGGCCAUCUCAAGAGUCUGGCUCGUCAACGGCCGAGAAAGUUACAACGCGGGAAAGCAUCCCUGGCACAUGCACGAGUUCCACGGAUUACUUUUUCGGAAAGGACCGCUGAACAUUCUCGAGCUUGGAUGCGGCGUAGGAAUCUUGGGUAACGGACUUGCGCAAAUCAUGACUAGGGAGGAUCCGGAGGGGAAGAGCAGCAUCCUCAUGACUGACCUCCCUGAGGCGGAGCAACGCGCGAGAGCGAAUAUCGAACACCUAACUAGAGCGGGAACGGCGUCUAUACGCCCAGAAUACGAAAACCUCGACUGGGAUGACGGGCGCAAAGGCGAGCUCGGCCCGCUCGUCAAAGCCAAAUCGUGGAACCUCAUCGUCAUGAGCGACUGCACCUACAACGUCGACGUGCUCCCCUCUCUCAUCAAUACCUGGACGGCAGUGCACGUGCAUAACCUUGCCAAGAGUCCCCAAGGCUCGGCACAGACCUAUAUCUACGUCGCCUGGAAGAAGCGGCACCCGGACGAGAACGAGUUCUGGAACCUCGUCGACGACGCCGGGUGGGUCCUCCUGGAGGAAGACGUCGUUGACCUACCAGUGCUCGGCGGCGAAACAGAAAAGAUCUUUUCGUAUCUUUUUGAGACGCAUUCCCAGAAGUACGAGAUGGUGGCCGAGACGGGGACGUGGAAGUGUCUGGAUCGCGCUGACUCGAAGGCUCGAUUGAGUGGUUGA